CAAAUAAAUCUAAAAGGAUCCAAACGCUGUCGUAUUGCGAGCUGCUCAUUCAUGGUCAAACAUUGGAGAUAGAAAAAUAGUGUUAUAAGAAAAAAUCGAUCUCUCAAAAUACUUCAGCUAUUGUGCGACGAGAGAACACCUUUUUCUUCAUUCAUCAGAAAUGGUGAAUGUUAUGAAAGGAGUGCUUGUUGAAUGUGAUCCGGCUAUGAAACAAUUCCUGCUUCACUUGGAUGAAACUCAAUCUCUUGGUCGUAAAUUCAUUAUUCAGGAUCUGGACGAGCGACAUCUGUUUAUUUCCACGGAUAUCAUCGAAACCCUACAGGCCCGUGUUGAUGAUUUAAUGGACCGAAUCAGCGUUUCACUGCACGAGAAGGAAGCUUAA
Molecule: messenger RNA, 382 nt
Organism: Wyeomyia smithii (pitcher-plant mosquito)
Lineage: Eukaryota; Metazoa; Arthropoda; Insecta; Diptera; Culicidae
Gene: Tfb5
Product: general transcription factor IIH subunit 5
Exons: 2
Coding region: 161-382 (73 amino acids)
Biological process (GO): transcription by RNA polymerase II; nucleotide-excision repair; transcription initiation at RNA polymerase II promoter
Cellular component (GO): transcription factor TFIIH holo complex; transcription factor TFIIH core complex
Source: RefSeq, a predicted model, not a curated record